Ylistrum balloti is the source of this 4769-nucleotide messenger RNA. Its product is annotated as neuronal acetylcholine receptor subunit alpha-5-like. Gene Ontology annotation, biological process: signal transduction; chemical synaptic transmission; monoatomic ion transmembrane transport. Gene Ontology annotation, cellular component: neuron projection; synapse; postsynaptic membrane. The transcript has 7 exons. Lineage: Eukaryota; Metazoa; Mollusca; Bivalvia; Pectinida; Pectinidae. The record is from RefSeq and is a predicted model, not a curated record. The coding region runs from base 912 to 2270 and encodes 452 amino acids. Gene Ontology annotation, molecular function: acetylcholine-gated monoatomic cation-selective channel activity; transmembrane signaling receptor activity.
UUCGCUCACAUUAGUGGAUUAGAAAACCACUAUGUUGGUGAGUGUUUUAAAAUACUCGGACAGAUGCCGACAGCUACAGGACGCUACAAGCGCUGCGAUCUCAGCGGAGGGUACAGAUGCUGAUAUACUUACACAAACAUUGGCGUGAGGGGAUUAUCGCCAGAGGAUGAUACGGAAAUGAAUCCCCUCCCUACACGGACAAAGUGUGAAGUUACACGCGCGGGAUAGACGUAGAAGGAUAUACUAUAAUGAAGGAAUCGGUAUUAACUUGUUUUUGUGAACUUUGGAUCUUUUUGUGAUUACUUCAGUACAUCAAAUUGAGGUGACAGUGCAAUAAUCUUUAAAAGCUACUUAAUGAUAAAUUGACAUUACGGUCUAAAUUUGAACGAAAUCCUGGUGACAUUAACAGGAGAAAAUGAAUAGGAUACGCAUUGCUGUUUGGGAGUUUAAUAAUCUGAAUAUCUAAAUGUAUGAAUUAAUGUUAUGAUGCAAAACUAAUAUUGAAUUGCAUGGACAUUCAGGAUAUAACGCGCUUUAUGCUAUAUUUAGAAACACGAGACUAUUGAGUUUCAAUAGGUUAUAGAUAUCGGACGCUCUUGCUGACGACAGCGAUUUGUGCGGUGACCUGGUCCCAAGUACCACUCGGGGAUUCACCAAUGGUGUACAACAUCCCACUUUGUUACUGAGCCGGAAGGUCAUUCGCCGCCACACCACCCUAGCCACUAGGGGGCGGUAUUCAUGUGACAGUAGUCGGAGACUAAUUAUACCAGUCACUGUUCCACGAUAAGGGGCGUUUUCUAUGUUACCAUGGUUUAUUUCUUAUUCAGAUCUAUCCAUAGAAUCGUUUAGAUAGAUUGAAUGAUACCUGUAUUCUGAUUUGACACUGAUUUGAGUUGACGCUACAAAACGCCAUGACGUCAUUAAUAGGUUGGAUUGCUAUCAUUACGGCGCUAAGCUAUGGGACUACAGCAGGUAUAGUGAUGCCGAACUACACCUACGUUAACGAAGAGGAGCGUCUAAUCUCCCACCUUCUCGACAAAUACGACAAGCGCAUCCGUCCAGUGAAUGUCACAUCCAAGAUGAUCAUCGUGGCCGUAGGUCUUGCAAUCACAGACGUCGUCGACCUGCACGAGAAGGAUGAAGUGUUUGAGACAGGCGCCCUAUUGCGAGAAAUGUGGGAAGACAUGCGUUUCCGAUGGGAGCCUUCAAAAUACGGAGGGAUAGCUACAAUACAUAUUCCAUCAGCGAGCGUUUGGAAACCGGAUGUUGUUCUUCUAAACAAUGCCGAUACAGACGUGGAGACAUUCGAUCCUUUGGUUGUAGUUUUCCAUACAGGAACUGUUAUAUAUAUCCCAAAAGUGCGUCUCAGGGCAAAGUGUCCCAUGGAUAUGACAAAAUUCCCAAUGGACAGACAGACAUGUCGGAUACAGUUCGGAUCUUGGACAUAUGACGUCACACAUGUCAAUAUCACACAUUUUACAUCAGAGGAAAACGGUCUGGAUAUACGUGACGCUAAGCCAAGUAAAGAAUGGAGAAUUGUGACCACUACAACAAAGCGAAUCGACCACAAAAACGAUUUUGGGAACGAGAUCUAUCCCUUAAUGGAAUAUUCAUUUAUUCUACAGAGGAAUUCCGUGUACUACACGCAGGUCUUCAUACUUCCGGCUGUUCUACUGGCGGUGCUCGUGCCCUUCACAUUUCUACUUCCGCCGGAAUCAAGGGAGAGGAUCACAUUAGGUUCAGUAUUAUUGCUCUGUAUCCUUGUCCUGUUGAUGAUGCUGCAGCAAUUCCUGCCCGAAUCACAUCCAAACAUUCCCACUAUUGCUAGCUACUACAUUGUGACGAUCAUCUGGAUCACACUCUCUCUGCUGACGUCAAUAUUUAUAAUUAAUAUACAGUCCCGAGGACCGAGGAAGAAAAAGGUUCCCAGCUAUCUCAGACAGCUUUUCCUGCGCGGACUGAAGAGGGUGGUAUGUUUGGGAGAUGACACUUACUAUCCACUAGAUGAACUAGAGACUGUAUCAAUGCGCGGACUCGACCGGACCAUGGACGGCAUUGUUCGACAGGAAAACACUACGCAGUCAAAGAUGGAGCGUGAUGUAGAGGAAAUAUUACGUCAUCUUCAUACGCUUACUAUACGAAGUACCGUCCUGGAAGCUAGGCACGAGAUCAGAAACGAAUGGCACCAGGUGGCACUGGUCCUUGACCGGAUCUUCUUCUUCCUCUUUAUAUUGACAUUCCUUCUGUACACAUUUGUACUUCUCGCUUAAGAUGGAAAGAAAAAACCAUGGACUUGAAGACGCAUGUACCAUGUAUGAAAUCCGGCGCCACUUACAAAAGAACGAAAGAUAUUAGGGGAUCUGAUAUUCAUUUACAUAUUGGGAACGGGAAAUAUCAGCGUUCUUUAUAGAAACAGAAAGCUAUUAACAUGCAUGAAUAUGCAUUUAUAUCUUAAGAUAGUGUGCUUACAACAAUCGAAUUCGUCUGGACAGACACAAAAGGAACAAAAUGCAAUAUUCAAACAAUAUUCCCUCUGGUAUUAGAUGGAUUUUUAUGGAAUGGACAUCUUCGACCGAUCACUUGUGGAAAACGCAAUAAAUCGUUUGGGGAAGCAUACUGAGAUAAUAUUUCACGAUCCGAGGUAAUUUAGCGUGAAAAGUCAGUGGUCAUGCGAUGCAAUGGUGUGGACAAAUAACAAGUCAAUGUCUGUGGCUGAUAUCAGCUGUUGUUUCUAUUGAUAUGUGGUAAAUACCUGAAUCAACCUUUGUUACUAAUGGUUGAUGGGUGUGGUACUUAGAUGUCAGCAGUAAUUUCUAACGGUUUUUGUUUCUGAUGGUUUUUGAUAGAUAUUCGCUGUUGUUUAUAAUGGGUUUUUCAUUAUAGAAAUCGGCGUCGGCGGUGGUUUCUGAUGGUUUAUGGUUGAAGUAAGCAGUUGGUUGUGAUGGUCUGUGGUAGAUGUCAACGGUUGUUUCUGAUGGUUUGUGACAAAUUCUAGAGAUCAUCUGUGACAGGUAUUUCUGAUGGUCUGUAGAUUUCAGUAGUUGCUAUCAGUGGUCUGUGAGAGAUAUCAGCGACCAUAACUGAAGGUUUCUGGUAGAUAUCAGAAGUUGUUAUUGAUGGUAUGUGACAGACAUCAGCGACCGUAACUGAAGAUUUCUGGUAGAUAUCAGAAGUUGUUAUCGAUUGUCAAUGGCAGAUAUCAGCAACCGUAACUGAAGGUUUCUGGUAGAUAUCAGAAGUUGUUAUCGAUGGUCUGUGGCAGAUGUCAGCGACCGUAACUGAGGGUUUCUGGUAGAUAUCAAAAGUUGUUAUCGAUGGUCUGUGGCAGAUGUCAGCGACCGUAACUGAGGGUUUCUGGUAGAUAUCAGAAGUUGUUAUCGAUGGUAUGUGACAGACAUCAGCGACCGUAACUGAGGGUUUCUGGUAGAUAUCAGAAGUUGUUAUCGAUGGUAUGUGGCAGAUGUUUGCGUUUGUACCGAUGGUCUGUUGUAGAUAACAGUGCUUCGAUGAUUCGGUAAUCACAUUACAAAGCACACAUGAUGACACAAUCACACAAUGUUGUCUGGCUUUGUUUUACAGAAAUCAUGGGACAAUACUUUAUAAAGAAUAUAAAAAGAUGUGCGUCAGACAUUAUACAGAAAUCAUGGGACAAUACUUUAUAAAGAAUAUAAAAAGCUGUGCGUCAGACAUUAUAUAGAAAUCAUGGGACACCCUUUAUAAAGAAUAUAAAAAGCUGUGCGUCAGACAUUAUAUAGAAAUCAUGGGACACCCUUUAUAAAGAAUAUAAAAAGCUGUGCGUCAGACAUUAUAUAGAAAUCAUGGGACACCCUUUAUAAAGAAUAUAAAAAGCCGUGCGUCAGACAUUGGUUGGUUUUAUCGGGUAAAUUGUUGAUAUAUCAUGUAUUACUUUUGAUAUCUUUCCCGUUUUAUAAUUCUUUUGAAUGUUUUGUAUUAUGGUGUAUAUUAACGAUGUAAUAUUAAGAUAGAAUUAUUGUAUAUACUGUUACAAAAACAUUUGUAUCGUGGUGUUUUUGUGAAUAGUUCGAAAUAUAAUAUGAAAAUUGCUUAUCAUUUUAUGUUGUUGCGUUUAUGUUACAUUUGAUUAAAGAUACUGGUGGCUGAAAUUAUUCACCAGAUCACAUAAGGGCAAUGUUGGGUGUUGUAGCCAUGCUCGUUCUGAUAUUAACGCUAAUCCAAUACUCCUUGAAAUAUUUUAGUUUCUUAACGUAAUACCUUCCAAUAUAACACUCAUGUUGAUUCAUACCACGUGGUUCUAUUUUUAGUGUUCUUUCUACAAAUUAACAGAAUUAAAGGAAUAACAACAAAUAUUAACCGAGCGAAUCGUGAUUGAAGUAAGGUUAAGGAGUGAACGGUUUUAGGAAAUUGGACAGGUUUGGGAUUUUCAGAUUGACGAUAGUAUUUUGUUAUUGUUUUCUUAAUGUCUUCUUAUCAUUGAAUGUGUUGACGUGCCAACUAUUUCAGGAACCUCGUAUUUUAAUACUCGAUAGAGAAUUCAUUUACAAUAUCUAGUGUUAACUCACACUCGUAUAGUAAUAAUUAAAGAAACCACAGUGGUGUAAUACGAUAUUGAUUUGUCAAAAUAGCAGCUUCGAACAAGUUCAGUUGAUGGAAUUUUCUACACGAGUCUGGAUCUACUUCUGUUUAAAACUUUGUCUCUUCCCCGGCAAUGCAGGUGGUACAUUUUAUAUAUGAUUUAGUGAGAAAAAAUACCUGUCAAAAAAUCUUUGGAAUAAAAUGGUAAUAACUAA